Molecule: messenger RNA, 2310 nt
Organism: Amphimedon queenslandica
Lineage: Eukaryota; Metazoa; Porifera; Demospongiae; Haplosclerida; Niphatidae
Product: laccase-1-like
Exons: 2
Coding region: 1-2310 (769 amino acids)
Biological process (GO): iron ion transport
Cellular component (GO): plasma membrane
Molecular function (GO): copper ion binding; oxidoreductase activity
Source: RefSeq, a predicted model, not a curated record
AUGUCUCUACAAAGGAUCCUCACAGUCUCUUCCCUUUUCAUCUUCUUUGCUAGUCCAUUAGUUACUAGAGCUGAAGAAGUUACUUGCAAUCACAAUACUCUAGUAUGUGAAUGUACAGCUACUAAUCCUAAUGAUGUGUGCGAGUUUACGUUUGAUAUUGAGAUACUACAGACGUUCACUCGAUAUCUGCUGGAUAAUACUGGAAAUUCAAGAGGUACUGCAGGCAGUGUCUGGCACAUUAAUAAUGGAGAAUGGGAACCAGUUGAUUAUGAUCCUAGUAUGGGCCGUAACACUCUCUGUGAUAGUUCUGUUGAUAGUACUAACUGCACUCAACCAUUUGGUGUUGAUGGAUUAGCAUCAGAGAGUGUAUCUGUACACUGGCAUGGGAUGCAUCAAAGGAACAGUAACUGGAUGGAUGGAGUGGAGCAUGUUACACAGUGUGGUAUACCCCCAGGAGCUAGUUUUACUUAUUAUUUCUAUGCUAGACCAUCUGGUACUCACUGGUACCACUCUCACAGUGGAGCUCAGAGAACUGAUGGACUCUUUGGAGCUCUCAUUGUUAAAGAGAAGGAGCAAGGUAAUGCACAAUACACUGCCUUCCUGAACAAGUUGAAUGACACAAACAUACAGGAGGACACUUAUGUGGAUAAUCCUAAUGAACACACUCUCACUCUUCUUGACUGGCAGAAGAGUAGCUCACUGGAUCUCUUCACACUAAUACACUCAACUAUAAGAUACUUUGACAUUGACAAAGCAUCGCAACUACAAGGAUCAGGAGCUGAUAGAACCUAUUCAUCAGAUGGUGCAGAGAUAGGGCCCGUGCCUUAUUGGUCUGGACUAAUAAAUGGAAGAGGAAGGCAUAAUAGUGUUAAUUACAUCAAUUCUAGCUUAAGCGAGUUCAAAGUUACUGCAGGACAAACUUAUCGAUUUCGUUUAAUUGGUGCUCAGAGUCUUUAUGCUUAUCGUUUCUCAAUAGAAGAUCAUAAAUUAAUCGUCAUAGCAACUGAUGGUCAGUUUAUUGAACCUAUUGAAGUCGAUUAUAUCAUAAUACAUUCUGGAGAAAGAUAUGACUUCCUUUUGAAAACAAAAUCGGAGACUGAUCUAGUCACCACUCAACAGUUCAUGAUACGUGCAGUUACAUUAAGUUUUACUGCAACAUCAACUUAUGCAACAGAACAGUCAGCAGAAGCUAUUCUCAAUUACAACAGUGCUACUACACCAUCCAGUCAAUAUGCAAAUAUCGCAGCUAGAAGUCAAACUGUUAGUCAAAGGUGCAUUGAUAGUGAUAAGUGUGUAGCUCUUAACUGUCCAUUCGAGAAAUUUCCAGAUAAUUUCAACAUCAACUGUACUCAUAUUCAUCAAUUGCAACUGCUAACUGACUAUCCUGGAGACCUGCCUGAUGUUGCUACUAGUAAUAAUUCAAGGUUAUUCUUCAAUUUCGGUUUUGAAGGAACACGUCAGACCAGCACUAUUAAUGGACGUAACCUAAAACUACCAUCAGCAUCACUGGCACAGCUUGAGGCAAGCGAAUUGACCAAUAUUAGGAAUAAUGAAUAUUGUGAAGAUGAGAAAAAUGAGAAUGAUGAAAAGAAGUGUGAUCGUGAUAACACAGAAGAAGUCAUAUCCACCGAUUGCUACUGCACUCAUGUCAUUGAGGAAGAGGCUGACCAGUCAAUUGAGUUAGUGAUAUCAGCCACUGGACCAAACCCUACACAACUAGAGAACUUUCUAUUUGCUCAUCCAAUCCAUCUACAUGGUCACUAUUUUCACGUCGUUGAUAUUCAAUUUGGAACAACUGAUCCUGUCACAGGAAGACUUACCGCUGGUAAUAGUGAUAUUGAUUGUGGAGGUGAUACACUAUGUGUUAGACCUCGCUGGAAACCUAAUAGGGACUACUCUACACGUACAGGAGUGACAGGUAGGGUCUCAUCUAAAGCUCCAUUAAAGGAUACUCUGUUAAUACCAGCUGGUGGGUAUGCUGUUGUGUAUUUUAAAACUGAUAAUCCUGGUUGGUGGUUCCUACACUGUCAUAUUGAGGUACAUCAAUUGGAGGGAAUGGGAGUCAUCAUUAAUGAAGGAGGCUUUAAAACACCACCACCUGAUGGCAUGAAUAAAUGUGGAAAUUUUCAACUCACAACAAAUGAGUUUAAUGAAGCAAUUGCUGUUACUACAUCACCAACACCAACACCAACAUCAACUGAAGGUGGAAGUUCUACAGGGUAUAUUAUUGGCAUCUCAAUCACAUCUGUGGUUGCAUUUCUGGAGUUUAUCAUAAUAAUCAUAUUAAUAAUCUUAUUAUGCUUAAAGUAA